AUGAAUAGUCAGGGCCACAGGGUUGGUGGGCGGCGUGAGCUGAAGUCGGUUCCUUUCAUCAGCUACCUGUUGGCAAUGCAGAAGAGCCAGCUAUUGUCAGACGAUAUGGUGAGUGGUUUGGAGAUCCGCUGCGAAGAGAAGGGCAACUGUCCGGCUGGCUGCCACCUGUGCCAUCACCAGGCCAUGAUGGGAGGAAUGUCAGGGAGAGGCCACAGUGGUAACAGCAGGAGCGGGGAGCAACCUUCCCCAAUCCCUGUCCUUCUGGAAGUCAGCCGCGUGGUGCCCCUCUACAGUUUGGUACAAGACAACAUCACCAAAGAGGCCUUCAAGAGUGCCACAAUGAGCUCAUACUGGUGUGCUGGAAAGGGCGAUGUCAUUGAUAACUGGUGUCGCUGUGACCUCAGUGCCUUCAGCAAAGAUGGCCUGCCCAACUGCAGUCCCCUCAGGCAGCCAAUUUUGCACCUAGCUCCAUACCUGGAGCCCUCAAGCACAAUGGUGGCCCUGGAGUGGAUGGAUGUGGAGCCUCUUAUUGGCUGCAGGGUUUCUGACUACAUCAUCCAGCAUAAACGAGUGGAUGAUCCCACGGAGGCAGAGGUCUACACAGGUGAGGUUCUGAGCUUGAUGGACGAUCUGUUCUCUGGUUUGGGUUCAUCCUGUGUUGUUGCUGGGAGGAGGAGUGGAGACCAUCCUCACUCUGUGCUAUACUCAGUGGUCUUCAAGUGCCUAGAACCUGACAGUCUCUACAAGUUUACUCUCAAUGCAGUGGAUAGCCGAGGCAGUCACUCUGAAUCGAGCUUUGUCUCAGUACGGACGUCCUGUCCAGUGGUGGAUGACAGCCGAGCUGAAGAGAUAGCAGACAAGGUGUACAACUUAUACAAUGGAUACACCAGUGGCAAGGAGCAGCAAGUGGCCUAUAACACACUGAUGGAGAUCUCACCUCCACUGCUAUACAGAGUCCAGCACCACUACAAUUCCCACUAUGAGAAGUUUGGAGACUUUGUGUGGCGUAGUGAGGAUGAGCUGGGCCCCAGAAAAGCCAACCUGAUACUUCGUAGGGUGGAGAAGAUUAGCCACUACUGCCGGUCCCUCCUGCACAGCACCCACAUCCAGAGCCGCACCGACACCAUGGCAUAUGUCCACUGCCGGAGUGAAGAGGGACGACCUCCCACUAAUAUGUGGCAUGGCUCUUUACAUGAAAGUCGCACCACCUGCAUGGAAAAGCUUAUUUCUGUACAGCGUAACACAUACAGCAACACCAAACUCCGAUGAGACAGGAAUUCGGAGACGAUCGGUGCAUCUUUUUAAUUUCCUGCAAAGUAACGUCAUUGAUUGAUGUACCUUGUCACUCCACUCUGCAGCAGAUGUCUCUCAAGUGACUGGUGUAUUUUGAAAACCAGGAGAGUCAAAAAAAAAAAAAACUU
Molecule: messenger RNA, 1421 nt
Organism: Monopterus albus (swamp eel)
Lineage: Eukaryota; Metazoa; Chordata; Actinopteri; Synbranchiformes; Synbranchidae
Product: astrotactin-2-like
Exons: 8
Coding region: 1-1269 (422 amino acids)
Biological process (GO): neuron migration; neuron cell-cell adhesion
Cellular component (GO): membrane; endosome
Molecular function (GO): protein binding
Source: RefSeq, a predicted model, not a curated record